Messenger RNA from Cucumis melo (muskmelon), 1618 nucleotides. RefSeq names its product F-box/LRR-repeat protein At3g26922-like. Gene Ontology annotation, molecular function: protein binding. Lineage: Eukaryota; Viridiplantae; Streptophyta; Magnoliopsida; Cucurbitales; Cucurbitaceae. The record is from RefSeq and is a predicted model, not a curated record. The transcript is spliced from 3 exons. Bases 119 to 1219 code for a protein of 366 amino acids.
ACGUACAAUAUGUAUAUAAUAGGAGAAUAGAAAUCUGAACUUCUUUUCAACGCCGCCCAUUUCGUUGAUAUUGGAAGCGGUUUCUAUCCUUAGAUGACGAUCUUAACCACCCUCUCCAAUGGUCAUCUCCAAUACUAACUUGAAGAACUUAAGAAUUAUGGAAGACGACAGAAUUAGCCUUCUUCCAGACUCUCUUCUUCAUCACAUUCUCUCCACCUUCAACACAAAAUUCGUUGUCCAAACUUGUCUUCUCUCCAAACGAUGGAAAACCCUUUGGACUCUCAUCCCCACUCUCAACUUUGAUUACAACUCUUUCUCCUCCUCGUCAUCAUUCAAUUAUGACGACGAGGAAUCCAAACGAAGAUCCUUCAAGUUCUUCAUCUUUCGAGUUCUAUCAAAACACUGCGCCACUGACAUUCAAAAACUCACCUACACUUCCUCUCCAAACGGAGAUGAAUCUGUUUUAGUUGAAUUGUUGAUAUGCUAUGCUGGCUCCCACAAUGUCCAACAACUUUGCGUAAAUACUUACAAUAUUGGUAUCUAUGAGUGGGAUUACUGUUUUCCCAUAUGUUCAUCACUCAUUGAAUUGAAGAUGGUCUGUGGGUUUGUGGAUGAUUGGGGAGUCUUGGCCUUACCAUCCUUGAAAAUAUUAGAAAUCCAAUGUGAUUGGUCUGCACGGGAUGAGAGAGCAAAUUACGAUGGAAUUACAAUGUUUUCUGGAUGUCCAAAUUUGGAAUCUUUGGUUUUGGUUGACUAUCUUUUCGAGAGUGCUACUAUUUCUGCUCCUAGACUUGAGAACUUUAAACUAUGUGCUUCUCAUGACAUGGAAUUAACUUUUCCCCAAGUUGAAUUGCUUACACCCACUCUCAAAGCUGUCAAUUUUGUCAAUGUGUUGCCUGUUCUCGAGUCUGAUUCAGAAUUUUCAUGCAUACAGAAAGUAGAUAUACAACUUAAAGAUUCUGUUUUUACAACGGAUGGCUCACAAACACAAGAGUUAAAAUCAAAAUUCAUAGAUUUACUCAGUGUGUUGCAUAAUGCAAGCUCAUUCACAUUACCUAUGAAGGCAACACAGGUCAUUUCGUCGUAUAAAGAACUAUCUUUUCACAAUAUGAGACAUUUGAGGUUGAAAACAAAGGAGUCUGACUUACUAUUGAAGCAUUUACUAAAAGCCCCCAAAUUGGAGACCAUUGUUGUUCUCAAUGAGGAUAUAUAUAUGUAGAAACAUUAUUGCAUGUGGGAUGCUUCUUUUUGUUGAGACGUUGUCAAAUGGCUUGCCAUGGAGGAUAAUAUACCCUUUAAUUUUACGCUUUCUUUUGGUGGGAUUUUUGGUGAUUUUCUACUUAGGCUUAUGUUAUGUUUGUUUUAAUAUUUAAUUAUUUUCAACUAUGGGUUUAUAUAUAUAUAUAUAUAUAUAUAUGGCAAAAGAACUAAUCCAAGGCUUCUCCUCUCUUUCUUUCAUUGUGUAUGUGUGUGUGUGAAUAUCUAUACACUACGUGUUGGAUUGGAUUGGCUAUGCAUGUGUCUGUUUUGUGUGUGUUUACUCCUUCACUAUCAUAGUUUGGACGUAUGUAAUGGAGUGUAAUUCUAAUUCUCAACUCAAUUUUCUCUUUUUCGAUCA